GACAAUAGGCUAAGACCCACGACUAACAACUGCACCACGAGAUGUGAUAUAUAUGAACAUCAAACGCUGCUUUUCAGUACUGACCAGCAGAGGUCACUAAUGGUCAUUGUGUUAAAAACUCUGCGUAAUGAACAAUUUUUCAGCACAAUUUGGUGAAAACCCAAAAGGCUUCAGAAAGCCUUGGUUUCCACAUCAUUAGGCGUUAGCUUUCUGGUUCUGUUUGAAUGUUGCUCGUUGAUACUUGUAUCGGUUGGCUCUGGUCUUGAGAGCGGCACGCAGCCUGGGAGACGAAGCGGCCAGUCAAGCGCUGUUUAGGGCUUAAACGCCCCACGAACAUUGCUUACAGGAAGAGGGUGCAGUGGAUGAGCAGCUGGACGCUGGUUAACGUUAGACCUAAAAACAGGGAGGGGGCAAUAUUCAUGCAUUCUAAAUUAUGGAGCUAAGACGGACAAGCCCCGCGUGCAAUUGUGCUUUACUAUGUGGAAUAACCUUCUGUCUUAUUUUCGGUGUAAAUCUAACAUUCGCUAUAGAGUUGUACGCCCCGGCGGAAGUGCUGGUUGAGAAUGGCACCACGGGGAUCCUCAAGUGUUCCUUCAAGUCCAGGGAAGUGAUCAGCAGCGCAGCCACAGUCACCUGGUCGUUUUGCCCGGCGGGAUCCGACGCCGGAAGCGCUGUUUCCAUUUUCUAUUACACUUCUGCAAACCACUAUCCAGGGAGUGUGGCUCAAUUCAAAGACAGGGUGAAAUGGGCAGGAGACCUGAACAAAAAAGAUGCCUCGGUUCAUUUAAUUGAGGCGCAGUUCAACGACAACGGCACCUACUCGUGUGCCGUGAUUAACCCGCCUGACAUAUCUGGCACCGCCGCUCAGACACAGCUCAAGGUCGUCAUCAAAGAGUCUCUCCCUCAAGACAACACGGCCGUCAUAGUGGUCGCCGUGUGCGGCGCCGUCAUCGGGCUUAUCGUCAUCUCUGUGGUUAUCUGCUUGAUCAUCAAGAGGCAUCAAACCACCCAUGAAUACGAAGGCUGCACGUCAGUGGAGAGUGUGAGCUCCCACGCCACACGCCCGGGGGGGAAGAAACCAGAGUCCAGCUUGAAGGGCUCCAGGUGUAGCAGCCACUCCACACCGGUCCAGGUAGGAGCUACAGGACCUGUGAUAUACGCCCAGUUGGAUCACUCAGGCACCAAGAACCCCAACUCAUUCCACAAGAUGGAGCCAGUGGUCUACGCUGACAUAAGGAAAAACUGAAGAGAACUGGAGACCAAAAGGGACAGGCCACCAUAGCUCGCUGCUUUGGGAUGGGUGGGUGGGGGUUGUUUAAAUACAAGGUUAGAAUUUAUGAUGUUUUGAAAGAUAGUUUUUUUGUCAUUAAUUUCUCCUUUUGUCUGCAGAAAGCAUUCAUUGCAUGUUCAUGUGUGUGAUAAAACAGUUACGCUACCAAGGCUUUCAAUACAAUAAUACAACACAGAGAUUAGAGAAACACUGCCUUCAGAAAGUAUUCAUACCCCUUGACGUACUCCACAUUUUAUUGUGUUACAGCCUGAAUUUUAAAUGGGUACUUUUUUUUUUUUUACCCAGCUACCCACAAUACCCCAUAAUGACAGUGAAAACAUGUUUUUGUUAGCAAAUUUAUUGAAGAUGAAAUAUAAAAUUUAGAAUCACCUUUGGCAGUUAUCACAGCUGUGAGUCGUUCUGGGUAAGUCUCUAAGAGCUUUGCACACCUAAAUUGUACAGUAUUUGCACAUAUAUUUUAAUAUUCUUCAAUCUCUGUGAAGUUAGUUGUUGAUCAUUGCUAGACAGCCAUUUCUAAGUCUUACCAUAGAUUUCCAAGCCCAUUUAAGUCUAAACUGUAACUAGGACAAUCAGGAAUAUUAAUGUCGUCUUUGUAAGCAAUUCCAGUGUGUAUUUGGCCUUGUGUUUUAGGUUAUUGUCCUGAAAGGUGAAUUUGUCUCCUAGUGUCUGUUGGAAUGCAGACUGAACCAGGAUUUCCUCUAGGAUUUUUGCCUGUGCUUGGCUCUAUUCCCUUUAUUUUUUCCCCCACAAACUCCCUAGUCCUUACCAAUAACAAGCAUGUUACCUGUAAAAUGAUGCUGCCACCACCAUGCGUGUUACUCAGUGAUGUGUUGUCGGCUUUGCCCCAAACAUAUCUCUUUGUAUUCAGGACAUAAAGUUAAUUUCUUUGCCACAUUUUUUGAAGUUUUACUUUAUUGCAAACAAAAUGCAUGUUUUUUUUUUCUGUACAGGCUUCCUUCUUUUCACUCUGUCACUUAGGUUAGUAUUGUGGAGUGACUACAAUGUUGUUGAUCCACCCUCAGUUUUCUCCUAUCACAGCCAUUAAACUAACUGUUUUAUAGUCACCAUUGGACUGAGCGGUUUCCUUCCUCUCCGGCAACAGAGUUAGGAAGGACACCUGUAUAUUUGCAGUGACUGGGUUUAUUGAUACACCCUCCAAAAUGUAAUUAAUAACUUCACCAAGGGAUAUUCAAUGUUUGCUUAUCCCCCCCCCCCCCCCCCCCCAUUUACCAAUGCUUUCCUUGUGGUUAAAUCUGUGUUUGAAAUUCACUGCUUGACUGAGGGCCCUCAGUCAAUUUAAAGUGUGGGGUGCCGAGAUGAGGUAGUCAUUCAAAAAUCAUGUUAAACUCUAUUCUUGCACACACUAAGUCCAUGCAACUUAUUAUGUGACUUGUUAAGCACAUUUUACUCCUGAAUUUAUUUAGGCUUGCCAUAACAAAGGGGUUGAGUAAACUCCUUGUAAAAAUGGAUGAAAACAUAAUUCCACUUUGACAUUGUGUGUAGGCCAAUGACACAAUCUCAAUAUAAUCUUUUUUAAAUUCAGGCUGUAACACAACAAAAUUUGGAAAAAGUCAAGGGGUGUGAAUACUUUCUGAAGGCACUGUGCAUUAACUGCAUGCGUAGUAAUCAGUUUUCUGUUUUACAAUCCAGGGACCAUGAUAGCAACAUGUUAACCAUCAGCUCAGUCCAACACAUUGGAUGUUAAAAUUAUGGUUUAGUUAUAGGAUAACUGAAAUGCAUUGGUGUUUUGUCUGCAAUCAUGUUGCCUUAACAAAAUUGUUACCUUGUAACAUAUUUAGAUUAACUCCAUAUAUCACGCCGGUACACAGCCAUGGAAAGCCUCAUGGUGAAAUUACUUUGGUGUAGAGUUUGUGUAUUGUCCUAUAGGUUGGCACAUUGCAUUGAUAUAUCCAUGUCUGAAACCAUACCUGCCACUGGCUUAGAAACUGAACUGUUAAAUGGAAACAUGGACAAUGACCAAUUUUUUUUUGACCUUGCUUUUAUUGUAUAGAUAUUAUACACUGUUUACAUGUAAUUUAUUAACUGAGCACAACUAAUUAUGACAAAAACCAUGUUUGACAUAUUUUCGUUUUGACAUCUGUUUUAGAUUUCAUGUGAUCAUGUGAGACUGAUAUCAUGGGCCAAAUAUCUUCCAUUAAUUACUCUACUUUGAUGUAUCACUGUGCUUUUAAUAUAUUCAAAGUUCAUAAAAGUCUUAUUUUAUGUUACAAAGCCAAAUGUUUCUAUUCCAAUGAGUCAAUCAUGUUUGAUUGAAGAGAUGCAUUAAUAGUCCGUUUUAAAGAGCAACUGAACGUAAUAAGCAACUUUUUUCUUUUGAAAAGAGGCUAUGUGGUGUCUAUGAGUCAAACAUCUAUUUUAGUGUCAAAAUUGACUACAAAGUGUAAAUAGGAUAAUUUGGGUCAUAAAGUCAGUCUCGUACAAAACAGAUUUGUGAGGAAAAAGUUGUGUGUCAUGGAAUGAAGGGUACCAUAAACUCAACCCCAGGAUAACUGUUAUUUCAAUCCUGUCCACAGCUGGCAGCACCCAAGUAAUCAUUAAUUUGGAGUGCAGCUGCACGCGACCUGAUAUAAUGUCCAUGUUGAAUUUGGUUUGACAUUAGAUAUCCUUAUGAGGGUAGUUGGGGACCAUCAGUGAAUUACACAAUGUACAUGGGACAAUAUUUUUUAAAUGCAAAUAGCUCCAAAUGUCAAUGACUUGACCUUAAACCAACUGUAAAUUGUUGAAAUUCAUGUACAAAUAUUCACAGCAAUUAAUGAGACAAAAGGUGUGCAACAAGAAAUUUUUGUUCCAUUUAUAUAGUGUAAUUUAUUGAUGGUCCCUAACUAGCCCCACAGAUGGCCUAUCCAAAGUCAAACCAAUUUUUGCCAAGGUCCCACGCCAGCUAGCUGAAGCUAAUUGGCAAAUUAAGUUGACCAGCUUGCUAGCUCGGCUAGGCUACUUCCAGACACAAUACCUGGUUACACUGUUUCAAGUUAUCUAGAAAGGUGAGUGACUGUAACUGUACUGUUCCCGGCAGAGUGAAAGUGCUCCAUGUUCGAACACACGCUAGACACCCACAUCAAAGCACACCCCCAAAACCCAAAUGUCGUUUUCAGUCCUAAUGAGGAGAAUCGAAACCAAGUCUAAAUCGGGACAUUCAACAUCUCUUAAUGUUUUCAUUUGUUUCAAAAUGCAGUUGUCUUACCCCGACCAACAUUUAUGCAUAUGGAUAGUUUAAUGUAUGUAAAAUAUAGUGCUCCUUACUGUAAUUCAUUCCUUUCUGCUCAAUGGUAGUACCUCUUGGUGUUUUAACAAAAUAAUCAAAUAUGUGUUUCAGAAUUCCAAUUUGAUAUUGUGUAUCUUUUUUUUAUUUUUUAUGCUCUGUCUUGAUGCUGAGCCUUCCACUGUCAUGUCUUAAAAAUCCGUCUUUAGUGUUUUUAACUAUGUUUUCGCUGUUGACAAAAUGGUUUUGAUCACCCAAGAGUGCUAGAGGAAGCGUCAUUCCUGUAUUCCAAAACUGCCUUAUCCACUAGUCCUGCAAAAUAUAGCAAAAGUUAUUGACAAUUUACAUUCCAAAAAAAUCAUCAAAUACUGUAGCUUGUGCUUGUGCAGUGUUAGUGCGUGUGUGUGUGGUAAUAGUUAAGGUAGUAUUGUCCUUGAUUAUGCAUUAUGAAAAGGCGUUUCGUUUACAGUAAGCUCAAAUGCUCAAAAAAUGACGGUGUCAAAGUUUGGAUAAGUACAGUUUACAAAACCCAUUCCACUGUUACGUGUCUUAAGUGUGAAGUUGUACUUUUAGCUGUUAAGUAGCAAUAUAGUGUAUGUCAUUUGGUGCUUGUUUAUAUAAUAUUGUAUGUUGCAAAACCUGCACUAUAUCCCGCAUAUCAAAGACCACAAGCACUAUAUGAUUUUAUUUUUCUUCUUCUGUUCGAUGUCUUAACUGGAAUGUAGUACAUUUAGUGCCUUUUUGUAUUUCAUCUACCAACUUGAACACCUGCUCUCUAAUUUAUCUAAUUUAUUUUCUUCCUUCAUUGUAUGUAUGUUUUUUUUUAUACAUAUAGAAAAACAUAAUCCUCUGUAUCUGAUUAUCAAUGUUAUAUAAAAGCCAUUUCCUGA
Messenger RNA from Salvelinus fontinalis (brook trout), 5404 nucleotides. RefSeq names its product myelin protein zero-like protein 1. Bases 434 to 1246 code for a protein of 270 amino acids. The record is from RefSeq and is a predicted model, not a curated record. The transcript has 6 exons. Gene Ontology annotation, cellular component: focal adhesion; membrane; cell surface. NCBI's taxonomy places the organism in Eukaryota, Metazoa, Chordata, Actinopteri, Salmoniformes, Salmonidae.